UGGUGCGCGCGCAGAGCUGGCGUCUUUGCCCCGUGCGACCUCGGCCGUGUACCUAGCCCGCCCCAGUGUUACAGCCAUGGCUCCCCCUCUUCUGCUGCGGCAAGGACUGGCUGGGGCGCUGAAGACUGGGCUCCAAGCAGGGUUGCUUCGAGGACUUGCUUCUACGAUUCCUCUGUCUGCAGAAUCGGGAAAGAGUGAAAAGGGCCUGCCACCAAAUCCCAAGAAGCAGAGUAAACCAAAACAUGUAGUGGAACCAAAGGCGAGGGGCAAGCUCCUAGCCUCCCACCCAGCAGCUGGACUGUCUAAAAAGCCCUCUCCACCCAGUUCUUACCCGUCAGUUGUGAAUAAAGGCGACAUGGUAGCUAGUCCUGACCCUGAUGACCUCACACUGCUCACAGAUGACGGGGGGCCGAGAUUUCUGGCAAGGAAGACUUUGGUAGAGUUUCCUCAGAAAGUUGCUUCUCCAUUCAGAAAGCAGGCUUCUGAUUUAGGAACUCAGCAGGGACGCAGGACAGCGGCUGAGGAUUCGUCUUCGUCUUCAUCUUCGUCCAGCGACUCUGAUUCAGAGUCUGAGGAAGAGGAGGAUGUCUCAGAAGUUGGUCCUCGAGUGGCAAGCAAAGCCCAAGGAAAGUUUCCAAAAUCCAAGGCUUCCUUUGAAGACAGAACCCCCAAAAUUGUGAUAGCGGCUAAAGAGGAGACCUGGUCCCAGACGCCACAUACGGACAGCACAUAUCCAGAGAAACCCCGUCAGCCAGAGAAGAAAACAGCGCCCCAGGCAGAAGUGGGUGAAGGUGUUAUGAAGCAAUAUGUUAAAGAAAAACAAUCGCAAAAAGUAUUUAGAGUGAAUGAAAUGGAUAAAAAAAGCCAAAAACCAGGCGAACUGAAACACAGCUUACCUGACCACACAGAUUCGGGAUCAUCUGUACCACCAAGCCCAGUGCUGAUGCCACUGGCAGAAGAAACAGGGGCAGAAAGACAGCUGCACGCAGCACCUCCUGAGACCAGGGGAAAAAACAUGGAGGAGGAGCAAGUGCCAGAACCGAAAGGGCAGGAGGCUUCUCCCUACUCCAGAAAAGAGGAUUUGAGGAAGCAGGUGGCUGUAGGGAACAUGAAGGCAGCUCCUCAGACUAAAGAAGUAGUUUUGGAAGAUCGGGUACCUGUAGGAAGUGUGAGGACGGUUCCUGCUCAGAACCAAGACGUUUCCAGUGAAAAGAUCCCAGCACUAACCCUUGAGGAAAAGGGCGAAAUAAGUCAAGACUCCGCAACUCAACUGGAAGACCCAGACAACAUACAGGAGACUGAGCAAGCAGCAGCACCUGCCAGCCCGUCUGACACCACCACCUACAAGAACCUCCAGCACCACGACUACAAUGCGUACACCUUCAUAGAUCUGAACCUAGAGCUGUCGAAAUUCAGAAUGCCUCAGCCUUCAUCAGGACGGGAGUCACCACGACACUGAGAGCUCAGAGCUCAAAGAUUAUACCUUGUCUUUGCUGCUUUCUUGCUGCACAAAUAAAAUCUGCUCCGCAGUCA
Loxodonta africana (African savanna elephant) is the source of this 1533-nucleotide messenger RNA. RefSeq names its product NADH:ubiquinone oxidoreductase subunit V3 (gene NDUFV3). Lineage: Eukaryota; Metazoa; Chordata; Mammalia; Proboscidea; Elephantidae. Gene Ontology annotation, biological process: mitochondrial ATP synthesis coupled electron transport. Bases 77 to 1459 code for a protein of 460 amino acids. Gene Ontology annotation, cellular component: mitochondrion. The transcript is spliced from 4 exons. The record is from RefSeq and is a predicted model, not a curated record.